Lycium barbarum (goji berry) is the source of this 1450-nucleotide messenger RNA. Its product is annotated as GATA transcription factor 19. Gene Ontology annotation, molecular function: DNA-binding transcription factor activity; sequence-specific DNA binding; zinc ion binding. The transcript has 2 exons. Gene Ontology annotation, biological process: flower development; regulation of DNA-templated transcription. The record is from RefSeq and is a predicted model, not a curated record. Bases 454 to 1230 code for a protein of 258 amino acids. NCBI's taxonomy places the organism in Eukaryota, Viridiplantae, Streptophyta, Magnoliopsida, Solanales, Solanaceae.
ACUUGCUUAUCAAACCCAUACUUGCAUCAAUAGCUCCCCUAUUGUUUUGCUCUUCUCUCUGUUAAUUUCUGUUUUUAGGUAGCACUCUAAAUAACACAUGAAUCUGGUCCCUACCUCUGCAUUUAAUCUGCAAACAAAGAAUCCAAAAAAACGUUGUACCAGAAGUUUGACGAUCAACGUGGACUCCCCUGCACCUGCUGACUAGUAUUUCGCCAUUUUCUUAGCUUAUAAAAAGAGCUAGCUAACAGACAAUACUACAAACCCCAAAGCUAGUUGGCUCUCUCUCCCUAAUUAAGUUCCUCUUCAAUUCAAACCUUGUAUUAUUACUUACAUUUCCCUUUCAACUUACAAUUCCCUCUUACCCCCCAUCGCUUUCCCCCACUCCCUAUACACUUGUGUUCUAUAAACACCUCGUUAAUUUGCUACCUUUACUUCGAGGAAGUAGAAGAAAAAAUGAUGCAUCGUUGUAGUAGCAGUUGUCAUGGGAGUAUGGUGGGUCCAUGUUCAUGUGGUCUGUUUCACAGCCAAAGUGGCACUAAUACUACUACUACAUCUGCAUUCUCAAUGCUCUUCUCCCAUAACACUACAUUUGAUCAUGAAUAUUCGGAAAACAUGUACUCUUUUGCUCCAUCUUCUUCUUCAUCUGUGGAUUGUACUCUUUCCUUAGGGACUCCUUCCACUCGCCUUACCAAUGACAAUGAGAAAAGAGGUCAUUACUCUAACGAACGUCGCUCCUCGUCUAACUGCAUGUCCAACUUCUGGGAUAUUCUUCACCCCAAACAACACACUACUCCUUCCGCUCACAAGUCCACUCGCGGGGGUAACAAUGGCAAUACAAACUCUUCUGACCCCCUUGUUGCUCGCCGCUGUGCUAACUGUGACACCACUUCUACACCACUAUGGAGAAAUGGUCCAAGAGGCCCUAAGUCACUUUGCAAUGCGUGUGGAAUUCGUUUCAAGAAGGAAGAGAGAAGAGCGAGUGCAGCAGCAGCCACCGCUAACGGUGGAGGAAUGGAGACGCAUCAACACGUGAUAAACACUACUACUACUUCAUGGGUUCAUCAUCAGCCCCAAAAAAUGCCUUGUUACUCUUCAGCUGCUUAUGGAAAUGAGUUCAGAUUCAUAGAGGAUGAUGACCACCGUGACUCUGAUGCCACCGGCAUUCCCUUCCUUCCUUGGCGUCUCAAUGUUGCUGAUAGGCCUAGCCUUGUUCAUGACUUCACUAGAUGAAUAAACAAAACAAAAACAAAAAAUUAAAAAUAGGAUGAAGGUUUAAAUUUCAAGAAAAAAAAAAGAAGAAGAAAAAAUGGGAAGAGCUAGCCCAUGAUGUGUCAUGAUGAUUGUGAUGGUGGGCUAUGGUUGAUGAAAUUCUUUCUCUUUCAGCUGUUUUCUUUUUGGUCCAUCUUUCAUAGAGAUGGAGUGAAAAUGAGUUAAUUCUAUGUUUUAUGUU